Messenger RNA from Anopheles bellator, 1563 nucleotides. RefSeq names its product X-box-binding protein 1 (gene Xbp1). Gene Ontology annotation, cellular component: nucleus. The coding region runs from base 461 to 1429 and encodes 322 amino acids. The record is from RefSeq and is a predicted model, not a curated record. Gene Ontology annotation, molecular function: DNA-binding transcription factor activity, RNA polymerase II-specific; RNA polymerase II transcription regulatory region sequence-specific DNA binding. NCBI's taxonomy places the organism in Eukaryota, Metazoa, Arthropoda, Insecta, Diptera, Culicidae. The transcript is spliced from 2 exons.
UUCCCCACCAUCUAUUGUACCAUUCAACGCAACUCCUUCAUGGGUGUUUCAUCAGAAAAGUGGCCUGUUUAAAGGCUUUAAAAGAAAACCAGCAGCAUGGUGUGCGGUUUCUUGCAUUUUUAUUCAAGAUCGCAGCCGGACGGAAGUGAAAUCAAAACAGUGCCGACAAAGUAGAGCAACACGGAGAGAUUGCUCGGUUUUUGGUGAUACACAGCGGAAGAGGAAGUGGAAAUGUAACAAAUUGGGCCAAAGCGCUUUUUUUUUAAAAGUAGACAGCAUCCAUUCCAGGAUGCCGUUCUGCUAGACCCUGGAAAUAAAGCAGUUUUGUUGGAAACUUGAGUCAUAGUUCAGUAGGCGAGCGAAGCGCAUUAAGGGUUGCCACCGUGGCACACUUUGUGUCGCUCGUUUCACAUCGUCACGUCAUCAUCAUCGAUUGAAGGGUAGAACGUUCUGGAACACCAUGAGCGCCAGCGCCACUCCGAUCUUCAUCACCGUGCCGACGAAGUACAUCCCGAUUAAUGUAGCGUCGAUAGCUGGGGCGGCGGCCGUGACGCCAGUGAAACCGCUGGCCAAGCGGCCACCGCCCUCCAUCUCCACCGCACCCUCGUCAACCGCAUCCGAUGACGAGGGGUCGUCGAUGGACGAGUUCAUUGUGCGCAACAAGAAGCGCCGUCUCGACCACCUGACCUGGGAGGAGAAAGUUCAGCGCAAGAAGUUGAAGAACCGUGUUGCCGCGCAAACGUCGCGUGACCGCAAAAAGGCCAAAAUGGAGGACAUGGAGAAGACCAUCGAGGAACAGUCGGAGCAGAUCGGACAACUACAAAACCGUUGCGCCGAGCUAGACGCAGAAAAGUGUGCGAUCUACGACAAGUACCUUGGUCUGGAGCGGCGAUUCGAGGAACUGCAGGAGCGGCUCACGGCUUACGAAGAAGAGCAGAAGCGUAGACAGCGCGAGCAGGAGGAGGCGGCAAAGAAGCCGAGCAAGGACCGUGUACCACUCGUUGGUGCGGCGGGAGACGGUGGUGUGGGUUGCGUUACUACCGGGCGCCAAACAGGAUCAGCAGCAUCCUAUCGAUGCCCUCUGCAGCAGGGACAACCAAUGGACGUUCCGGCAGUAACGCAGACGACACCUCCGCCGACCACCGGAGACGAGCGGAUGACGGCCUUAUUGCGGAUCAUUACCCUCUGCCUACUCUACAGGACAUGCUCGAAGAUUUCGACGUGUUCCAGCUCGAAGAGCUUGCCGAAAGCCUACUCGCAGGUAUCGGCACAGACCUGGAAGACGCUGAUCGCGCAAGCGGCACGCCGGAUGCCGAAGAUGACCGCUCCGGCCAGUGGCUGUCUGGAUCAGUGGUGGGGUCCCCAGCAGCACUCGUGGAACCCGGUCGAUCGGAGUCACCAACCGCAAGCGAUUCGAGAAGCCGCCUAAUCCUGACCACGCACAACUACUCCAAAUCCCCGUUCUACGAGCUAUCUGCUGAAGAAUCCCAGCCAAUUUUGCAGCACCCGGAAGAACCAGACCUGAUCGUUGCCACCACCCAGCAGGACGAUGAUCAAACGAUC